This is a messenger RNA of Cynoglossus semilaevis (tongue sole), 5072 nucleotides long. It is a transcript of the gene stk35, whose product is annotated as serine/threonine kinase 35. Gene Ontology annotation, molecular function: protein kinase activity; ATP binding. Gene Ontology annotation, biological process: negative regulation of G2/MI transition of meiotic cell cycle; protein phosphorylation. Gene Ontology annotation, cellular component: nucleus; cytoplasm. The record is from RefSeq and is a predicted model, not a curated record. The transcript has 3 exons. NCBI's taxonomy places the organism in Eukaryota, Metazoa, Chordata, Actinopteri, Pleuronectiformes, Cynoglossidae. The coding region runs from base 512 to 1837 and encodes 441 amino acids.
AGCAGUGACAAAUAUGGUGCGUUCAGGGCCUUUCGCGUCUCUGUAUCUGUGAGUACAUGCCAGAGUACACGUGCCUCAGCCUCUCUCGUGUCAGUCCAUGCUGCCUCAGUAAGCUUCGGACGUUGCAUGACUCCUCUUCCUGUUUGCAUUACUAAUUGAAAAAAAUAUUUAUUAAAGAGAAAAUUAUCGAAAUAUUUUAUGUUAACUGUUUUUACAUUUAAAGGUUUUUUUUACAAAAACAAAACAUAACGUAUAUUAUCGCUCGUAAGAGAAUCUCCACGAGCUGUUUUGACUCCCCACCAAUCAGAGCAGAGAAGCAGCAAAGCCCCGCCCCUUGUUCCCAGGCCGUUCUCUGGAGCUUCUGGAACAUUUUGUUUACGAGGCUCUACUGUUCUAUGUUCAACGUACCUUAGAGAACAAAACGAGGAAGAAAACAAGACGAAAAAUAAGGUCGGGCGCUUAACUUAGAGGUUAGAGUUAAAGUAAUGAAAGAUAAACACGUUCUCAUUCCAUGCUUUCUUUCGACAAAGAAGAAGUUAUGGAUAUUUGCAACGGUAGGAAGAGGAGAAAGGUAAGCGGGGCAGCGCGCGGCUGCAGGCAGACUGUGGUCAAGAAGAUGAGGAGGGAGGCUUGUAAAGUCCUCCGCUCUCUAACGGUAGGGAACAAUAACAACAAAAAACACCAACUCGAGACAACGGAGGAAGAGGAUGAAGAGCAGGACGACGAAGAAGAGCACAGCUUUUGUGUCAGUUUCUUGUCGAACGGGCGACUGAAGGCCGGAGUCUCCCCAGUUGCAUCCCCCAGAUACAACCUUAUUCGGGAAGUCGGCCGAGGAAGCUACGGUGUUGUGUUUGAGGCCAUAGCACGGACUACUGGUGCCACAGUGGCCGUAAAAAGACUCCAAUGCGACGCUCCUGAGAACGUGGAGCUGGCCUUGGCCGAGUUCUGGGCUCUAACGAGCUUGGAGAACCGGCACCAGAACGUGGUCCAGCUGGAGGAGUGUGUCCUCCAGAGAAACGGGCUGGCCCAGAAGAUGAGUCACGGUAAUAAGAAGUCAAAACAGUACCUGCGACUGGUGGAGACGUCACUCAAAGGAGAACGCAUUCUGGGUCACCCUCAGGAACCAUGCUACCUCUGGUUUGUCAUGGAGUUCUGUGAGGGUGGAGACCUCAACCAGUACAUCUUGUCCCGUAAGCCUGACCCUCACACCAACAGGAGCUUUAUGCGACAGCUGACGAGUGCUGUAGCAUUCCUACACAAAAACAACAUUGUCCACCGUGACCUGAAACCAGACAACAUCCUCAUCUCACAGAAAUCUGGUUCCCCUGUUCUUAAAGUUGCAGACUUUGGUCUAAGUAAAGUGUGUGCUGCCCUUAACUCCAAGAACAGUGAAGAGAACGCAGCUGAAGGAGCAGGAGGCAGAGGUGGCAACCAGAACGAUAUCAACAACAUAAACAAAUACUGGUUGUCGUCAGCUUGUGGCUCAGACUUCUACAUGGCCCCCGAAGUGUGGGAGGGUCACUACACAGCCAAGGCAGAUAUCUUUGCUCUGGGCAUCAUCAUCUGGGCAAUGAUCGAGCGGAUCACAUUCAUUGAUGCUGAGUCCAAGCGUGAACUACUGGGUACCUACAUACGUCAGGGCACAGAGAUUGUACCUGUUGGUGAGGCUCUGUUGGAAAACCCAAAGAUGGUUCUCAACAUACCUCAGAAGGCCAGGAGCUCAAUGUCUGAGGGUGUGAAGAAACUGCUUCAGGACAUGCUGGCAGUCAACCCUCAGGACAGACCAGACGCCUUCCAGCUGGAGGUGCGGGUGGAUCAGGUCACAUGUAGAGCAUGAUGGCCAUCACCGCUGUCAAACUGUUUCUUUAUUCUCUUCUGUCAACAUUGGACCUCCUCGUUACUCAGUUUUGUUUACUUCAUGGACUUGGACUUGGAUGGAAAUUAAAGGGACUUUGAAACUGAACUAUGAACGAUCACCAUCCUGUUGGUUAGAAUGUGAUGUGAUGGAUGCUGCUGAUGUCAUCCAACAGGAGUCCACAGAGCAUCGUCCUCAUCUAAUCUCUGUUACCACGGCAAUAGUCUGCUGGGAUGUUGAUACUGCUCUUCCCCUAACACCUGUUUGAUUGUGGCACAGUGUGACAUCGUAACUCUUCACUGCCCUCUCUCACACCAUAGUGCCUUCAAAGCGACCCACAAAGUGCAAUCAAAGGUUUUGGAAUGAGGACGUAACACAGGUUUGUGUGUUAGGUGUUGACCAAAAGACUUUUUGGUUUAAAAGAAAUGUCAACUUUCGGCCGUGAAGAAGUUAAAAACAAGUGUGACAACUUAGUGUUCUGAAUCUGGACUUUCUUCACACCAAAAGUGGGCAAAAUCUGACUUUUUUGCCCACACGUAACUUAUACUGAUUUUCUUUAAUAUUGGUCCAAGCAGCAUGGAUGGAGUCAGUCACAUUUAAAUCAUAAUGUGUACAACUGCACAACAGCCAUAUUCCCAACCAUGUAACCACAGGGUGGAUGCAGUCCAAGUGUUCCCAUUCUUAUGGAACUAAAGAUAAUUUGUCACAUUUUUGCUCAGGUUAAGACGUUUUUUCCAACAGUGUUUCCUGAACCAGUGCCACAGACCAGAGAAACAUGCUGCAGACAUGCUAAUUUCAGUAGAUUAUUUUAACAGAAAACAAAUGGAGGCAGGCUGGUCUUCAAUUUGGAUUCAUUGAUUAUUUCUAUAUUUCAUAGCUUUUCUUAAAUCCAAAGCUUUAGCAAAACAAAAAUCUGCCAACUGUCAACAACAGCCAAUCAGAGACCAGAAUGUGUUGAAAACAGCUGAAACGUCAAGAUACAGAGACUUCUGUGAUGAUACAGGAAAGAACGAACACAGGCUAAAGAAAUCCUGGUCUGGUCUUCACUCCGUGUCACUUCUCACAUAUGUUCUAGCGGUACACAGUGGUCGGGGCUAACCCUGGUGAAUGGCAGUGUGACCACCACUGUUGUGUGACCACACACGGACUCCAGAUCAGUUGACCACCUGUGGUGUAGUGUGUCUCGCAGCUUUAAAGUUAUUUUGACCAAGAAGACAUUUGACAGUGUUUGUUAGACUAACAGGUUUGAAUGUUGUUUGAACUUUUACAGUGAGAAUGAUUAUAACAUUUUAGAAUUAGAAUAUUUGAUCGACCUUUUUAGUUUUUCGGGUUUCUGUUGUUGUGAUACAAAUAAAAGGUCACUCUGAGAGAACAGUGUGACACCUGCACAGUAUUGAGCCAUCUGGACCUACUUUUUUAUUAAGUGUCUGAUUGAAGGGACUUUUACAGGAAAUUUGAAGAUUUGCCAUCUGGACGUAAUCCGCCAAAAGUACUCGUGGAAUACCCACCCUUAUUGCCCCCGCCCCUCCCCUUUAGUCAAAUGUCUUUUCAGUGGCAUGUUGCUGUGUACAACACACUGAAGCACUGUUCACUGCAUGUGAUGUUUUAAAUAUGUGAUAUUUAACCAUCACCUUCCAGAGGUUUGACAGAACCAUUGAGCUGUGUCUUAGGUCGAGGUCAGAUACAAUACAAUACAGAAAAUCAUUUCUAAACACAAACUUGAAGUGGUGUAUAGACAACAACAAGCUGAGUCACAAUGCAGUGGUCACCAGUUAGUGUUAUAACAGAUGGUCCAGCAAUGGAUGAUCUGCACGUACUCGACAUCUGGAUCUUUGCGUUGUUUUUUAUAUAGUUAUAUAUUUUGAUAUCAAACCUGGACCUCUGAUUUGCAGCAGAACUAAAUGCUGUGUUUAAAGAAGGCUGACAUGGAAUUGAGAAACAGAUGAACAACUAAAUACAAAUAAUUAUGCAAUAUAUAUAUAAUUGUGCAAAAUAAUUCAAAACAAAACUGUCACUCAGGGCUGUCACUUUUGAUCUUGAGUUCUGAAGUACUGUUCUGAGAGUGACUAAUGUACUUUUAACACUCCUCUGUCUUAGUGUGAAUUCUGUAAAAUAAGAUGGUGGAACUGGUUUGAUGAGUAGCAGGGAAACAUCCUUGUCCUCAUAUGUUGACUAGACAAGACAUUGAUGUCUAAAAAGUGGCAUUGGAAGUCAUAACAAAAAAGGGAUUUUAGUUUAGUACAGGAAUUGUAAAAUCUCUAUUCCAUGUUAAUCCCUCUGUGCCUGCACCUACUGCUCACUUACUCUCCUCCACUGUUUCCACAACCUCAGAACAAGAAGCAGGUGUGGCUGUUGUUAGCAAUAGUGUUUGAAGUGUGACAAUACUCUUCUCCUUUCCUUUCCUCUAACAGUUCAUGCCUUUGUACCUGAGAUCCAAACAGCCAGGAAGUACCAGUAGAUUUACAAACUAUUUAAGUGUAUCACUUAAAUUUGUUUAAGUACAGUACAUCAUUUACAGCGUAGUGUAGCAUCUACAAAUGUAACUUUAAUGUCUUACAUGUAGAAGAAGAUGAAGUGUCAGUGUCAUGUGGUCCUACCUCAUCCCCAGCUCCACAACAGUCUCAGUAAAACCUCACUUCACUUUGCUAAAGUGGGAUAUUUUUUUACCUCAAACUCUUUGAAUCCCUAACCUGCGUCUGACUUACUUGACUCUGUGCGGUUUAAUGAACUAAAACCUAGCUAAGCUAACGCUUCAGGAAACAACCAAAUCUCCUGUGCACAGCACACGUGGACCUAACGUACGUCUUCCUCUUGUGCACAGUGCAAAGUUAAAGCAAAUGUUUCCAUUCUUCACACACACAGUUUCUCACUGUCACUUGUAAACUGCCUUUUACUUCAUAACUUUUGCUACAUGGUUCCCAUUGUUUCUCAUUCAGUUAACCUUUUUGGUAUGUGAAAUCUAUCUAAAAAAUAAUUUAAAAAACUCAGUAUGACAUUGUGAUGUUCAUUAGCUAGCAGGUCAUUCAGGUUUUAUAGUUUGGUCCUGCUAACCUUGGUGGUCCCUGCACUGUACCUUCAUAUUUGAGCCAUGUGUUCUGCUCCCAGCUUGUAUUGAUUCCACUUGAAAACUCUUGACACUAUGCAAACUCCUUCACUGUAAACACUGCCUAUACAGUUGAAAAUGUGUUCUUUAAAUAAACAGUGAACCAUAUCAGAA